Messenger RNA from Symbiodinium necroappetens, 480 nucleotides. The record is from the annotation of a GenBank genome assembly. NCBI's taxonomy places the organism in Eukaryota, Dinophyceae, Suessiales, Symbiodiniaceae.
AUGCUGGGAGCGGCGCCGGCGUAUGCAGACAAGAUUGACGAUGCCGCCAAGGUGCUGUCGGAAAAGUCCUAUCCGUUCCUGCAGGAAAUUGACUGGACCUCCGACGUUUAUGCCAAGCUCCCCACGCAGAAUGCUUUGGAUGUGCUCAAGGCCAUCAACACCAUGCUGAAGAUGGGUGCUUCAAUGGACCCAGCUGCUUUGAAGACGGGUGUUUUGGCACACAGCCAGGCCAUUGCCAACAUGGAUUCGAAGGGCGUGGCGACGCUUGCGGACUACACGGCUAUCAAUGCCGCGAUUGGACACAUGAUUUCCUCCGUGCCGGCUUCGCAGACCAUGGACGUCUACAAUGCCUUCAACAAGUUCAAUUUGGGCAGUGAUGUGGGCCCUUACAUGAUGUCGAAGGUAAACGCAGCAGAUGCCAAGGCAGCUUACCAGGCACUGAUGGAUUUCAAGGAUGUGGUGAAGGCCUCUCAACGCUGA